ACCACGUUUAUUUCUUUUGCCCCGCGCAACUCAAUGCCGAGACCCUUCAUCCAUCCCCGUCCAAGUAGGGACGGACAGGCACCCGGCACGACGUACAGAAUGUCCUGGCACCGGCGGUCUCCAAGCUGUACGGUUGCAGCGAGGCUUCAGCGCACAGGAGAUAGUUCACCCGAGUAGCUCUUCAGCAUGACGCUUGACCGGUCGAGCCGCAACGGCGGGAAUCGUUGGCGAAGUGUUUCUUCCGACACGACGGACACGCUGGCGUCCGUGUCGAGUUCCAUCAGUAACGGAGUCCUGUUCACCGAAACUUCCACCCGAAAAGGCUGGCCAUCGAUUGCAGGGGCCCCCAGUUGCCACAUUUCGUAGACCUCCGGCGGCGAGACAUCCCUCACGCUUUCGCCCACGGCGUGGACCGAUCAUUGUGGCCUGGUUGGCGGCGCUCGGUCACCGAAGCUCGCAUUCUCCUUGCAAACUCGUGAAAGAUGGCCGUUUCCCCGACAUUUGUGACAGAUGCUACUUGCGUGACGACACUGAGUGGCGAAGUGCUCGCCCCCGCAGCAAAAGCAGGAAAUAGCGCCAGUCCUUUGUUUCCAUUUCGAUGCAGCAGGAGCAGUAGAGGUGGUAGAAGCAUCAUGUGACAUUGCAUUUUCAGCCGCAACGCUCGGCAGUUUCGGUGUCGAUAGCAGCUGCGAAUCCUUCGUCGCUGCUUCCAUCGCGAUGGCAGUCUUCUUCGCGAGGUCGAGGGUCAGGUCCGGAAGUUCCAAAAGCCGCCGCUGUAUCGCCUCAUCGCUGAUCCCCCGACUAUACGGUCUCGGAACCUCCGGUCAUGGGACACGCCAAAGUCGUAGUCGUCCGCAAGUUUGUUUAGCCCGGCGAAAAAAUCUGCUGCAGCCUCCCCGGCAUGACGUACCUGUGAAUGAAACUUGAAACUCGCCACGACUUCUGACGGCCUCGGCGAGAAGUGCCUGCCAAGCACUUCAAAGACGGUCACCAGGGUGGCUUCUGACGGCUUAACUAGAGCCAGUAAACUGUGCAGCACUGAAUACGUGGCCUGGCCACAACAGGUGAGGAACACGGCUCGCCGUUUGUCCUCGUUGACAUCGUUGGCGAUGAAGUAUUGCUCGACUCGUCCCCGGUACUCCUCCCAGCUAGAUUCCGCGUCGAAAGGUUCGAGCUUGCGGACCGAUGGCAUUCUGGAACAGCCGUACGUGUCGGCGGCAGCAACUUCAGUGCGUAAACAUCCUCGUCGCCAGUGUGAUGUUUGCCGAGUCCAGGAACCGAGUUAUAUGAAGACAACAGCAGUCCAGUGUGAUGCGGAAGCAGUGUUCUACAAACGCGGGCCAAAUCGUUCCUGCUUUGUGUCUGCUUCUGGAGAGAGGGCGUGAGGGGCCGGCACGCAAAACGCGCUGGGCUCGCGCUUCUAACAUUCUAGCAUUAUCGGUCGAGGGUUUGUGCGACGGCCGAUAAUCAUGAUGUUGAUUAUGACUGCGCCCAAGCGCCACCUAGACACUGUCACAGUUGGAACAGGUGGAUGGCAUUUGUGAGAAGCGAGUCACUUGUGGGAACUCGCACUCCAGACAGUCCGUGGCAGCGAGUUGGUGUGGACCCGUUUGAACUGAUGGGAUGGAACUAUGCCAUUAUAGUGGACUACUAGCUCUUCCUGGAAGUGACAACCAGGCAGUGGCAGCCCUCCAGGUCCUCCGCUGGAAUGUGAAGGAGCCUGGUGCCUUCAAGCACAUCUUUGUUAACAAAGAUGAAGAAACCAUCCCGGUGACGCCAUACAUCACCUACGUUGGAGGAGAUUUGGAGGCGGCAGAGCUGAUGAGCCUCCACGUGGAUCAGCUAAGGCUGUUCGAUGCAGCGGAUGCUGAGGAGGGCAUAGUGUCCGUCAUGGCAGCUUACUGGCUAUUUGGAAUAGAAUAUAACAAUUUCUACAACACGGCCUGUUUUCUUGAAAGACUCGGCCUCAAGAUGGCCUACUCGCCACUGCGAGCAGUGGCAAUUAAGCUGCUGAAUAAAAUAGCGUAAAUUAGAACCUUUAUAGAAAAAUAAAAAGUGGACCAGA
Ixodes scapularis (black-legged tick) is the source of this 2065-nucleotide messenger RNA. RefSeq lists its product as uncharacterized. The transcript is spliced from 3 exons. The record is from RefSeq and is a predicted model, not a curated record. The coding region runs from base 1624 to 2028 and encodes 134 amino acids. Lineage: Eukaryota; Metazoa; Arthropoda; Arachnida; Ixodida; Ixodidae.